Molecule: messenger RNA, 4270 nt
Organism: Rhipicephalus microplus (southern cattle tick)
Lineage: Eukaryota; Metazoa; Arthropoda; Arachnida; Ixodida; Ixodidae
Product: protein BTG2
Biological process (GO): negative regulation of cell population proliferation
Cellular component (GO): cytoplasm; nucleus
Source: RefSeq, a predicted model, not a curated record
CACGGCGAGCGGCUUUCAGUCGUACGCCUUGCAAAGGACACCAAAGGUGGCGGCUCUGCCGUCUUUUCGCGUUGUAACCCACCUGCCAAAAAUAAGUGAAAAAAUUAUAUAUACCUUAGCCGUAAACCUCAGUCGGAACCGUCCAAGUGUGUCUGUGUGCACCUCCCGAGUCAUCGUUGUGGCUGUUGUGUGAUUGUUUGCGACUGGUGAGUCGUCGUCUCCCUGUGAUCUCCGUCGUGAGCGUCGUCAGCUGGAUCCCUGCGCCGCAGCCAUCGCCAUAUUGGAUUGUCAGCACUAGGCCUACCUGCGACAAGCCCAAGCGAGUCGUUUGCCCCGGGCCGUGGGUGGAAUCAAAGUGGCUCGUGCUCGGUUACCGGUCAAAGUGUGCUCCCACCCUCGCUGUUGGCUUCGCCACUGCUGGACUCGAAGCUCAUCAUGAGACUGGAGAUCCGAAGUGCGUCCGAAUUCCUCAUGAAUAUUCUUCGGCUCGGUCGGAACCUGGAUUCCCGACUGCUCGACGUGUUCCGAGGAACCUUAGAGGACUUGUUGCGGCACCACUACCAGCACCACUGGUUUCCCGAGAAGCCGUCUAAGGGCUCCGGCUACCGCUGCAUCCGAAUCAACCACAAGAUGGACCCGAUCCUGGCCAAGGCGGGCCGCGCUUGCGGCCUGCAAGAAGCUAGUCUGCGCGAGCUGCUGCCCAACGAGCUGACGCUCUGGGUGGACCCGCUCGAGGUGUCGUACCGCAUCGGCGAGAACGGAUCCAUUUGCGUGCUCUACGAUGGAGGCCACCACCACGCAUCCACGAGCAGCAGCAGCAGCGUGAGCAGCCACGGUGGGAGCAACAACAACCACUACUCGUUGCUCGCCAACUCGCCGCAGGGCGCCCUCUCCUACCAUCACCAGCACAACAAUCACCUGAACAACAACCACCACCACCACCACCACUACUCGGGCUACGAGCGCAUCGCGGCGCGGCCCGCGGGCUGCAAGGGUUCGUGGGACGCCGACCCGCGGAACAUCAACUUCGAGCCGAUGGCCACGUACGUGUCGAGCUAAAAGAGCGCCUAUUAUCUCUCUCCUAAGUGUGUGACAAGAGACAGACUGCCAAAAUGUACGCGCUUCAGUGCGUUUGAGGGUUGGGGGCCGCGGUGGGCUGCGCUUGCAGCCGACGCCGCCACUCCGCGCAUAUCCGACGGUUGAUGACGCCGCCUCCUUGUGUGAUAGACCGGUCGGCUUUCCUCGGCUGCCGGUCACCUCCGCCGAGCCGGCACGGACUCGUCGCGUUGAGUGCGCCAAGUCGUCCGAAUGAGAAAGCCGCCGGCUGGCUCGAUUUACCUCUGCAGCGUCGCUAUCGCCGGGCAGCGACUGUGGGCGCUGUGGAGCGCACCGGUGCGGUCGCUACCUGGGUAGUGUUUUUUUGCUUAAAAAAAAAAAAAAGAACGUACCGUGUUCGUUGUUCAGUGCGAGACCACCGGCGGCUUUCUCGUUUUCUUCGUCCGUCUUGCAACUGCUUCGCGCACGAAUCCAUGUGCAAAACCGUUGCCGGACCCGCUGUGGUGGCCGGGAGCCGAAGAAGCCCGGCUGUUUUGCGACGGCGAUCGUCCUCGGGAUCGGUACGAGUGCACACCCGUCUUCACCUACCGACAACUCCAUCUUCACGGUGACGGGACGGGGGUGCAUGGCGCAGUGGUGGGUUCAGCCCGCCUCCCAACCUGGAAGCCUCCUUCGCUUGGCCACAAGGGCUGGGAGGUAUGGUACAAUGUGAUCUCGUUAAAAAAAAGCAAACACAAACUUUUUUUGUUCAUUUAGAAGAAGGCCCCUCUCCGACUUUUUUUUUUUUUUUGAGACUUGUACACCGCAAUUAGAAACUUCGUCGUCGUAGUUGAUACGUGCUUCACCGGAGUGUAAGAAAAAAAAAUAGACUUUACUGAUGAAUGAGGCACCAACUACAGCGACGAAAGUUGUUGUUUUUUUUUUCAAACUUCGGUUACGUCAACGUCUCCACCACGUAGUGCGUGCGUGUGUUUUUUGUUUAUUUAAGUGAACGCGUGAUAAAAAAGAAGUGCUCUUCCUCUCCUUCUCACCCCCGGUUUUUUUUAUAUAUGUAUAAUUAUGUAUAUGUGUGUAUAAUAGUAAAAAUGCCAGCCAGUACUACACGAGUGAAGGUCAAAAAACAAAAACUUGCGUAGCGGCGAGAGAUGUUUUAAAAAGGAAAAAAACACAAAGUCGUGUAGGCAAUUGUACAAAAGAUACAAAGUGAAAUGCCAACAAAAAACACACCCCCAUACAAAGAGUUUUUUUCAGGAGAGUCAGGGGCAAAAGUGAUGUGUUUGAAAGGCGACAGACUGAUGCUGUUUGGAAUGUGUAUACCACCACGUCUCUCUCUCUCAAAGUCAGAGCAAUCACGUUUUUUGUGUGUUUGUGUGUACACAACCUGAGAGUACAAGUUUUUUCAGGGACCAUUGCCGCCCCCGAAAAUGCCCAUCUUUUUUUUUUCUUCGGAGAAGAAAAAAACAUGCAUCAAUGAAGAGAGUGCGCGAAAGGAAGAAAACACAAAACAUUUAUUAAACUAGUGUACAUCUUAGUGACGCAUCGGCAGAAGCAGCUUUGAGAAACGUAAAUACUACAGGGAAUUGAAAGUAGCGUCGAUUAACAAUGUAGAAUACACUGCUCAGGGCAAGGUGUUUUGAAAAACCAAGUUGAAAUUUUUAAUUAUACACAAGCCUAGCCGGUCAGUCAAGCUCUUUCGAAUGUCCCUUUUGAACUGACUUAAUUUAUGCGGCCGCUGCCAGAAUUGAGGAGAAACUCCAACGGAUGUUUCAGAAAAAAAGAACUAUAACACUGCGGUGAAUUGGAAGGUCUUCGAUUAUUUUUAAGAAACAUUAGACUCAUCAUUGUGCUGCUAAUUUUGUCAUAAAUUAGGGUGGGCGAGAUAAUUUCCUGCAUUUGUCACUGUAUCAACAUUUUUUUCGUUGUUUAUUAUUUUAAUGGCCUCAAUUCUUUUCCCCUUUCGUCGAUUGUCUCCCCCGCCCCCACGAGUAACUAUUUGCCGACACCACUGCUAGUUACUCUUACCAACCACUGUGAUCGCUGCCGCUACAGCCGUCAUUAUUACGUCGUCUUUGGUCGUCUCACCGCUUUUAAUGAAAGCAAAACGACACAUUUAAACCUACUGCAUUCUGUUUAGUUGACACCCCACGCUAAAAUGGAGUUUCACAACUCUGUUUUGUAAACUGGUCACCGAAAUGUUUUUUUUUUUUUUUUGCUUUCUCUCUAAUGUUUUUUUGCUGUCGCAACGGCGUGUUCAUCAACACGUCAAAGUAUUACUGCCCUGCCUAACUAUUACUUAUGUAUAGUUUUGCUCUACUGUUACUAUUUACCGGCCCACUGUGCCUGCCUGUGCUAAUCCACGAUUAGUUAUUUACCGGUGACUAUGUAAAAUUCAGUGUGUUAUUCUUUGCAGUUGGGUUCAGUCGUUGCAGUUCUGCGCCAAGCGUUUCAAUUGGAAGGGGCCAUAGAGAAUUGCAAGAUGCGUCAGCAGAUACUCUGGAUUGGGCAAUCUGCUGUUACGUUUUCGAAAUUGUUUGUGGACCCUAACACUUGAAUGCUCGAUGAGAAGGCAGUGACGGUACCCAACUUAGUUAAAACAGAGAUGUACUGAAAUCAUGCUUUUAUUCUACAUAUUGCCUUGUAAAGAAACCAUCUGUUGUAUUUUCUUUCUCUGGAUCCCUGCACCUUGUGUUGUCAUUCUGAAUCCUGAAACGGUCUUCUUGCCAUCCCUGUCUCCAGUGAUCCAGCCUACUCUCGCAUGAUGACCAGCCUAAGCAAAAAAAAAAAAAAUGGCCGUCUUGCUUGACCCGUCUCACCUUGCCUUGUGAAUCUUCUGUACAAUUCUCUCAUUUUCUUUUUCUUUCCAGAGAAAACAAACGUUUUAACAAUUGUGUAAAUGAGCGAAAGUGAUAAGAAUAUGUCGUCUUCAAAACAAAACGUGAUUCAUGAGAGAGUUCUCGAAACACAUUAUUGUUUUUAUUUUUAAAAUCGCGCAUUAUUUACAUGCUCAUCAACCACAAACACAUCGUGCGUCGUCGUCGUCAACCCUCGUAUGACUGAAACUGCAUUUUGCCAGUUUGUCUUGUAAAGAUUCAUUUUUUUUCUCUCUAUGUCUUGUAAAAAGGAAAGCUGUAUAAAGGCAUUAUGUAAAUGUACAGUCGUACAACUAUAGGAGAUUUUUUUGUACAGUAAAUAAACCUCGUGGAUGCAUUGAAAA